CUUCCAUUUUCACUCAACAAUGGCGUCCUCCACGACGGGAGACGGCGUGAGUGAAACACAAACUGCGAAAAAGGCUAAAAAGACUAAAAAUGAAGGGGAUGAAUCUGAUCUCCUCACUGUUCCCGAUGGAUGGAAAGAGUCGCCCUUCACCAAAGAUGACAACCCCCGGGGUCUCCUGGAGGAGAGCAGCUUCGCCACCCUCUUCCCCAAAUACAGAGAAGCCUACCUGAGAGAGUGCUGGCCUCUCGUGGAGAAGGCUUUAGGAGAGAUUCACAUAAAAGUGUCUCUGGACCUGAUUGAAGGCAGCAUGACCGUUAACACCACCAAGAAAACGUUUGACCCGUACGCCAUCUUAAGAGCCAGAGACCUCAUCAAGCUGCUGGCCAGGAGUGUCCCGUUUGAACAGGCCGUUCGGAUAUUACAGGAUGACGGGGCCUGUGACAUCAUCAAAAUCGGAACCCUGGUUAGGAACAGAGAGCGGUUUGUGAAGCGAAGACAGCGGCUUAUUGGUCCCAAAGGUUCCACCUUAAAAGCAUUAGAGCUGUUAACCAACUGCUAUGUGAUGGUGCAGGGCAACACGGUGUCGGCCCUGGGGCCUUACAACGGCCUGAAGGAGGUUCGCAAAGUUGUGUUGGACACGAUGAAGAACAUCCACCCCAUCUACAACAUCAAGACGCUCAUGAUCAAGCGGGAGCUGUCCAAAGACCCUGACCUGCGGGUCCAGAGCUGGGAACGCUUUCUGCCCACGUUCCGCCACAAGCACCUGUCCAAGCGCAAGCAGCCCAAGAAGAAGAGCGUGAAGAAGGAGUACACUCCGUUCCCUCCAGCACAGCCAGACAGCAAGGUUGACAAAGAGCUGGCCACCGGAGAAUUCUUCUUGCGUGAGAGCGUGAAAAAGAGGAAGAAGAUGGAGGAAAUUAAGGUCAAACAAGCUGAGGCGCUGACCAAGAAGCAGGAAGAACGGAACAAAGCUUUCAUUCCUCCGAAAGAGAAGCCUUUAAUGAAGAAGACCGCUAAAGCUCCUACAGACGGAAAGCUGGACAUCAAUGCCAUCAAGGAGAAAGUACGAAAGGCCAAAACCAAGAAGCUGGGAGCUCCGCCGGUGAGCCCAGCUCCCCCUCCCACAGACAAGAAAAAGAAGAAGAGCAAAUCGAAAAGCAAAAGCUAAUCCCAGGCCGACCACUCCACUGUCGUUACACAUGUGAUGUGAUACGCGUUGGACGGAGUAAGGACUCACAGAGAGGACGGAGCGUCAGACAAGCUGUGGGUGCUUCCAUCUAAACACACAAACUGUCACAGAUGUUAUUUUGAACAAUGUUUGUUGUGAUGAAUUUCUUUUUUAUUCCUGUAUAUUCUCUCUCUGAAGACCAAGUGUUUGAUACUCCUGUCUCCCUCACCUGUUGUUUUCUAUUGAUCACAAUUGCCCGGAGUUUGUCAGGUCAGAUCAAUAUUUAAAUAUGGAAAAAUAUAUUUUCUUCUUUAAUAAAGACUGGUGUGUGUACAGGAGUUGGAAUCAGACAAACAAAACUUGCCUCUUAUUUUUAUGCCUCCGGGCUGCAGACAGCCAGUGGCCAGAGACAAGAGAGACAUCCUAGUGAAGAUAAUAUCACAGUGAUGACUUGAGGUAAUUUCCUCAAAUGUGGUCCAUAUGUUCAAUUGGACUAAAGGAUGACCUGAUACGAUUUUGGUGGUCAAAGGUCAACGUCUCGAUGUUCUUGUGAGCGUGAUAAAUCAGUAACAGACAUUGGAGAAUUGUAUCACAUCUGGCACCAACAUUCUUAUAUGAAUCUGGAAAUAAAUGAUGUGGGAAACUGAA
Platichthys flesus (European flounder) is the source of this 1816-nucleotide messenger RNA. It is a transcript of the gene krr1, whose product is annotated as KRR1 small subunit processome component homolog. The record is from RefSeq and is a predicted model, not a curated record. Bases 20 to 1168 code for a protein of 382 amino acids. Lineage: Eukaryota; Metazoa; Chordata; Actinopteri; Pleuronectiformes; Pleuronectidae. Gene Ontology annotation, cellular component: small-subunit processome; nucleolus. Gene Ontology annotation, molecular function: RNA binding. The transcript is spliced from 10 exons.